AUGGUGAAAGAAGCGGUGACGUGCGGGGGUCGAAAGUGUUCGCACUGUGGCUACAAUGGUCACAAUUCGAGAACGUGCAACGGGAAGGGGUGCGUGAAGCUGUUCGGCGUGUAUGUGUCGGAAAACUCGCGAGCGUCGAUGAAGAAGAGCUUGAGCGUCGAGAACAUGAGAUCUUCGUCGUGCAACAAGAGCUCGGAAUUAGCCGUGGUCGAUCCACGUGGUUAUCUCUCUGACGACCCCAAUCACCAUUCUCAAGAAGCCAAAGCUGCUCGUGAAAGGAAGAAAGGAAAGCCAUGGAGUAUGGAGGAGCACGUGACAUUCUUGGAGGGUCUGAAAAGGCUUGGGAAGGGGGAUUGGAGAGGAAUCAGCAAGAACUUCGUGCCCACCAGGACGCCAACUCAGGUCGCGAGUCAUGCCCAAAAAUAUUUUCUGCGACAGGUCAUCAACGACAAGAAGAAGCGCCGGACGAGCAUGUUUGAUUUGCAUUCUCAAGACCAUGACCAUGAUGAUGCCUCCCCAGAUUCUUCGGUCACAUUUCCAAAGAUAGUCAAGGAAGCCACAGCAUCCACAGCAUCACAUUCGCAGAAGCAGAAUGCUCUGCAAGUGGUGGAUCAGUUUCCAUAUCUUUGCUUGGACAAUCCUUCUGUCGGACCAUGCCUGGCUAGAGGAACUCUUAGACCGAGUAUUUUUGUAUCAUGUGCCUAUCUUCUCAUCCAUGCUCAAACUGUGGAGGCUAGCAAUAGAGAUCCUUGUCCUCUCACCAUUCAAAAUAGCCCUGUGGACCAAACUUGUGUACAAGCCAUUGCUCAGCCCUUCGAUAUGGUCUCCGAUGUGAACCUGCAGGGCACCGUCGAUUUUGGGUACCAGUUUCCACGCGCCACCAUCCUCGGCAUCCAUGAUCUGGAGGCCCGGCGAGCUCUAUAG
This is a messenger RNA of Eucalyptus grandis, 924 nucleotides long. Its product is annotated as probable transcription factor At5g61620. The record is from RefSeq and is a predicted model, not a curated record. Gene Ontology annotation, molecular function: DNA binding. The transcript is spliced from 6 exons. Gene Ontology annotation, biological process: response to gibberellin; response to auxin; response to ethylene. Bases 1 to 924 code for a protein of 307 amino acids. NCBI's taxonomy places the organism in Eukaryota, Viridiplantae, Streptophyta, Magnoliopsida, Myrtales, Myrtaceae.